CGUCAGGAACAGGGAACGAAGUGGUGCGCCUGCUGGAUUCGGCUCUGACAUACCGUCGUAAACAAACGCAACACACUUUUAAAGACGUGGUUUGUCUAGCAGAAGCGGAGCAAGGCUUCUGUAACCUCGUCUUCCGUCCUCGUGAUUGGUUUUCUGUUUUGGUCAGGCGAUGGUGCGGCCUGUGUGGGCGGUGCUCCGGUCGGUAUCCCGGCAGGGCGCCGCUGUGCUGAAAUCAAACGUACCUGUGUCCUACAGAGCAGCAGCUCCUCUGAGCUCCAGACCUGCCAUCAGAGCCUCAUCCAGUGUCAUACGACACCUCCACUCUGCGGCCAGAAUGCCUGAGAUAACCACAGACCACCUGGACCAGAAACAGGUGCAGCUGCUGUCAGAGAUGUGCAUCCUCAUCGACGAGAACGACCGCAAGAUCGGAGCAGACACCAAGAAAAACUGCCACCUCAACUCCAACAUCGAUAAAGGGCUACUGCACAGAGCUUUCAGCGUCUUCCUUUUCAACAGUGAAGAGAAGCUGCUCUUGCAACAGAGGUCUGAUGCCAAAAUCACUUUCCCAGGCUGCUUCACAAACACAUGCUGCAGUCACCCGUUACACACAGACAGUGAGCUGGAGGAGAGGGAUGCUUUGGGGGUGAGGACGGCUGCUCAGAGGAGACUCAACGCUGAGCUGGGUAUCCCCCCAGAGCAGGUGACUCCGGAUGAAAUGACUUAUCUAACAAGGAUCCACUACAAGGCUCAGUCGGAUGGCGUUUGGGGAGAACAUGAGAUUGAUUACAUCCUCUUCAUGCAGAAGGACGUGGAGUUGAGUCCAGACCCCAAUGAGAUCAAAAGUCACUGUUACGUGAGCAAAGAGGAGCUGAAGGAGAUGUUAGAGAAAGCCAGGCGUAAGGAACUGGAGAUCACGCCGUGGUUCGGUCUCAUCGCAGAGACCUUCCUCUUCAAGUGGUGGGACAACCUGCAGAACCUCAAGCAGUUCAUGGAUCACAACAGCAUCCACCGCAUGUAGCCGUCAGAAUCAGGCUCUACCUCUAGUUAGUUCAAGCUUUUGAUUAUUGCAGCACUAGCCUGACGCACAAGCACAGCUGGCUCAGCUGCUUGAGACCUCCUGAAAGUAAGCAUCCGCACAAACUGUAAGCGUUUCACCAACUACUUUUGAAGAGGUAGUUGUAAUUGUGGUGGAACUAUUGCCCUGAAAGAGAAAGCAGAGCAUCUAUGGUUUACGUAGGUUUGGAGCACUGAAGUGCAUUUAUCUCCACAGCUGGUUAGUCGUUCCUUGUAGUGCUGGUUGACCGAAUCAUCAGUCAGGUAAUCGGCUUGAAUAAGCUUCACUGUUUUAGUUUGAGCAGAAGACAUCCAACAUUUCAGUUCAAGUAGAAAAAAAACAGCAUUAUUACUAACAGCCCCACACAGAGAAUAGCUUAUUUUUGUAUAAAAACUUAAAGUGCCUGAUAACAGGUCAUUAGGCUGAGGUGAGAAGUGUCUCCAAGUUAAAACAGUCACUAUCACUCUGUACAUUGCUGACAGUGAUAUCAGUGAACAGGCUGAAUGUUUGUACUCUUUUGCACAAUAAAGUGUUGAUGAUUA
This is a messenger RNA of Acanthochromis polyacanthus (spiny chromis), 1596 nucleotides long. RefSeq names its product isopentenyl-diphosphate delta isomerase 1 (gene idi1). The coding region runs from base 170 to 1018 and encodes 282 amino acids. Gene Ontology annotation, cellular component: cytoplasm. Gene Ontology annotation, molecular function: isopentenyl-diphosphate delta-isomerase activity. Gene Ontology annotation, biological process: isoprenoid biosynthetic process; isopentenyl diphosphate biosynthetic process. Lineage: Eukaryota; Metazoa; Chordata; Actinopteri; Pomacentridae. The record is from RefSeq and is a predicted model, not a curated record. The transcript is spliced from 7 exons.